CCUUAAUGUCAUUUUAUUGUUUCACGACAGUUCCCUCUGAUAAAUGAAGUCAUUGAUGAUGAUGUAAUGAAUAUUUUCACCGUACACAAAUAUUUGAAUGCGACGCUCAGAAUUUUAUUUUCCAUAUUUGACUUUAAAACAAUUUAUUUCCUUCAUUGGAUGAACAAAAAUUUCUCAUUUGAUGCUGAUGCUGACAAGCUAGAUGGAAGAUAUUAAAAAAAGUUUUCAAAUUGACGCAUUUCGAGGCAGAACAUCAAAGCAAAAAGUUGAUUAUAGGAUGAAUUGAAUGAUGAUAAAAAUUUAUAUCUAUGUAAUUAUCGUACGAUUUAUCCUAUGAACAAAUUCUUUGCUCAAAUAGCAGCUUCUGAAGAUAUACAUAAGUAGAGCUUGAUGCUUUCAAUUAAAGGAAGCGUACGAGCUUAUUUUAGAGAAAGUUUUAAUUGAGAAAUUAAUUGCUGUGAAAGUGAAAACGUGCAUGUGGUUUAAACAGGAAGGUAUGCAUCUAAAUUAUUAGUAUGGAGUAUGCUUCAGGUAAUUUUUGAUAGCUUGGAAGUUUGUAGAAGUGGAAUUAGCACUUUUGGUUUCCUUAAAAUUCAGGAAAUUUUGCUUUCUAAAUUUAACAAAUUAUUUAAUCCUUCUGGAAACAGCUCAAACUUCUAGUCAUUAUGUUAUACCUGGAAGAUUCUUAACCAUUCCUUUAUCAAACUUAAUUUUAAUCUCCAAAAUAUUUUUAUAAGCAUGAAUCACAAACUGUUUAGAUAUGGAAACUUGAUACUUCCUCAAAUCACAAUCAGUUUGCGAUUCAAUUCUCGAACAUUUAACAGGAAAUGAAAUAUUGGAAGCAUCGAAAGUAUCAAAAACAUGGUAUUCAAUUAUUGGCGCAUCCUCAAAAACAAUGCAGAAAUUAAAAUUGAGAUUAUUUUGGCUACGUGGGCAGCAUCGAUUGACGUGUGAAAUGUCGGAUAUUCUAGUCGAGAGCAAUAGACGUUAUCAAAAUGUAGUGAUCAAAUUUCAAUCUCAUCAUAUAGAUGAUUUCAAGCUGAUUAUGGAACCAGAAUGCAGAAAUUGGAAGAAAGUUCAAAUUGAGCGUCUUGUCUUUAAGUCAGCUGGAGAUGUUGUCAAACUUUUGAAAUCAUGUCAAAAUACUGUUGUUGAAUUGGAACUGGAUAAUCUUUACGUAAAAAAUGCAAUUGGAUUGGAGACUUUAAACUUCCCAAAGCUGAAAAGUUUGAGGAAAGCUUACAUUGAAUUUGAAAAUGCAUCAGUUAAUGACAUUUUCACCAAUUGUAAGAAACUUGAAGAAUUGACCAUUAUAUCAGGAAGUAUAAAAGAACGAGCCAUAAAAUCCAUUAAAACCAUCUUAAAGAACAACAACAAUUUAAAGCAUUUAGAAAUGACGUCACAGCAAAUUAAUUCAAUUUUCGAUGAAGACAUGUCAGUCGAUUUUAAGCUUGAUACUUUUAUUGCAACCAGUUACUGCCAUUUACCGCCAAUUGUAGAUUAUAAGCAUAUCAUAUUGAAUCAGUUUCAAAAUCUUAAGAAUCUCUCAGUCGACAGUGUUUCAUGUCCUAACACAUUGAAAUUGAUCUUUAAGAUUCCGAAGCUGAAAUGUCUGAAUAUUGGCAAUAUUGACACAACCUCAAUGUUAUUUACUCACAAGCUUCUAAGCAUCAACAAGUCGAUUGAAGAAUUAGGCUAUCAAGAUCACGAAAAUGAUUUCUACUUUAUGCAAUGCUUAGUGGAUGCUGUACCAAAAUUAAAGAAAGCUGAAUUCUUUUCAUUGACACAAAACAUGAUGGAGUACAUGUCAUCAAGUUUAAAAGAACUCGAAGCAUUAAAACUUCGAUCACUUGAUGUCACUAAUUUGUCAUCAAAAGAUUUAUUCCCAAAAUUAAAGAAAGUUAAAAUUGACAUUUUGUCAGCGAAUUUGCACGAACAUAUGUUAUCGAUACCUUUUGACGACUGUAAUCCUUUGGUGAUGCUUUUAAAGGAUUCAGGUUAUAUCAUUUUAAAUUAACAAUUCUGAUGCAGACAUGGCACAAACAUUUAUCUCCUUUAUCUACUCAUUCAUUCAUCAUGCAUGACACAUUUAUGUUUAUAUUUUUUUUAUCUUGUGAAAAUUCCACUCAAUAAUAAUAAAAGAACGGCAUUGAGGAUGACAAAUGAACAGAAUUUUCUUCAAUAUUUGCUUUCAGCCUACCAGUUUUUCGAUAUUUUUAUGUCAGACGGCAUGAAUAGAAAAAAACUUGUUCUCUCAAUAAUUUUUUAAACGAUUGCUAUUUGCUAUUAAAUGAUGACUACAUUGAUGUAUUUUCUUGGAACUGUUUGCUCUACUUUGUGACUUGUUCAGAUUAAAAAUUGCAAGAUAGCUGUAGAUUUCCAGAAUGUGUGAUAAGUAUUGUAUGAACUUGCUUUAUCACCAGAAUAUUUAAUGAGCAUUUUAAGUUCAAUUGAAUCUCAAUUUGUAUUAGGGAUCGUUCACUUAUGACGUCCGAUAUUAACGGUCAUUUUUCAAAAAAGAACAUUGGAAUUCCAGGAAUUUCUAUUGUUCUUUUCUUGCUGACCCCCCC
Messenger RNA from Chironomus riparius, 2570 nucleotides. Lineage: Eukaryota; Metazoa; Arthropoda; Insecta; Diptera; Chironomidae. The record is from the annotation of a GenBank genome assembly.